Phyllotreta striolata is the source of this 831-nucleotide messenger RNA. The record is from the annotation of a GenBank genome assembly. Lineage: Eukaryota; Metazoa; Arthropoda; Insecta; Coleoptera; Chrysomelidae.
CGUCCGUGCGAAAUCCUUGCAUAUUCAAUGAAGUACCUGCAAUUACUUGUCGUUUUAUUCGGCUGCUGGCAAACAAAUGCUAGCGUGCCUCAAUUAGAUGGUCGAAUUAUAGGCGGAGAAUUAGCUAAUAUCACCGACCUUCCAUACCAAGUUUCGCUUCGAAAAUACUCAUCUCAUAUAUGCGGAGCCACAAUAUUUCACAAUUUUUACAUAGUAACUGCCGCUCAUUGCGUAUAUAGAUCAUCCGCCUUAAGUUUUAGUGUCAGAGCAGGUACUUCUGAUUUGUAUGUAGGAGGCAUAAUUGUACCAGUAUGUUCAAUAAUCGCUCAUCCAAACUACAAUUCAGAAACGAUGAUAAACGAUAUCGCCUUAGUUAAACUAUGUAACUCUCUUCCAUUCUCUCCAAAAAUCUUACCAAUUACUUUAGCAGGAGCAUUGGACACGGUCGUAGCAGGGACCAAUGCCGUUGUUAGCGGAUGGGGUCUAACAAAAGAAGAUGGAUCUUCUCCGUCGAGAUACUUGAUGAAAGUUACAGUACCGAUAAUUACGAAUAGUCGUUGCGCGUCGUUAUAUAGUCAGGAAAUAGUAAAUAGCGACAUGGUGUGCGCGGGAUAUGUGGGAAGCGGUGGAAAAGAUGCUUGCCAAGGAGAUUCCGGUGGUCCUUUAAUGGCUAAUGGAAAAUUAAUUGGCGUAGUGUCAUGGGGGUAUGGAUGCGGUCAACCAUUCUAUCCAGGCGUUUACACAAAUGUUUCGCAAUUUCGAUCAUGGAUAAAAAAUAUAACAAAUUACUAAAUGUACCUAUUUUACUUUAAUAAAACUGCUUAAUAAUUA